Molecule: messenger RNA, 3543 nt
Organism: Lemur catta (Ring-tailed lemur)
Lineage: Eukaryota; Metazoa; Chordata; Mammalia; Primates; Lemuridae
Gene: TRIM16
Product: tripartite motif containing 16
Exons: 6
Coding region: 76-1752 (558 amino acids)
Molecular function (GO): zinc ion binding; protein binding
Source: RefSeq, a predicted model, not a curated record
UCUUGUCCGCUUGGGCUGUGCAGAUCCUGGGCCAAAAGGCAGAGGAAGGGCAGCUUAGGCGGCAGAGCCUCCCAGAUGGCGGAGUUGGAUCUGAUGGCUCCAGGGCCACUACCUGGGGCCACUGCUCACUCUCUGGCCCCUCUCAGCCCAGACUCGGGGCCGGCCAGCCCGGCAGAAGAAGAGGACGUGGGCUCCCUGGAGAGGCCGGAUGGGGAGGCUGAGGGACAGGACGGCGGCUCCCCGGAGCAGGGGGCUCCUGCAGGCGAGGAGCAGGAGGAGAUCCUGUGCGAUUUCUGCCUCGGGACCAGCAGGGUGAGGGCGGUGAAGUCCUGUCUGACCUGCAUGAUGAAUUACUGUGAAGAGCACCUGCGGCCGCACCAGGAGAACAGCAAACUGCACAGCCACCAGCUGACCGAGCCCGUGCGGGACCGCGACCUGCGCACCUGCCCCACCCACCACAGCCCACUGGUCGCCUUCUGCCGCCAGGAUCGGCAGAGCAUCUGCCAGGAGUGCGGCCAGGAGGAGCACAUGGGCCACACCAAGGUCUCUCUGGAUGCAGCGCGCAGGGACAAGGAGGCUGAACUUCGGUGCACCCAGUUAGACCUGGAGCGGAAGCUCAAGUUGAAUGAAAAUGCCAUCGUCAGGCUCCAAGCCAACCAUAAAUCUGUUCUGGUGUCAGUGUCCGAGGUAAGAGCGGUGGCCGAAGAGCAGUUUGGGGAGCUCCUUGCCGCCGUGAGGAAGGCCCAGGCCGACGUGAUGCUCUUCCUGGAGGAGAAGGAGCAAGCUGCUCUGAGCCAGGCCAACAGCAUCGAGACGCACCUGGAGAAGCGCAGUGCAGAGAUGGAGAAGAGCAGGGAGGAGCUGGAGAGGAUAGCGGCCAUCAGCAACACCGUCCUGUUCCUGGAGGAGUACUGCCAGUUUAAGAACACGGAAGACAGCGACGCCUUCCCCAGUGUUUACAUAGGCCUGAAGGAUAAACUCUCGGGCAUCCGCAAGGUCAUCAUGGACUCCACUGUACACUUAAUCCAGUUGCUGGAGAACUAUAAGGGAAAGCUCCAGGAGUUUGCCAAGGAAGAGGAAUACGACAUCAGAACUCAAGUGUCUGCUGUUCAGCGCAAAUAUCGGACUUGGAAACCUGAGCCCAGCACCAGAGAGCAGUUCCUCCAAUACGCGCAUGACAUCACGUUUGACCCAGACACGGCACACAGGUACCUCCGGCUGCAGGAGGACAACCGCAAGGUCACCAACACCUCGCCCUGGGAGCAUCCCUACCCGGACCUGCCCAGCAGGUUCACGCACUGGCGGCAGGUGCUGUCCCAGCAGAGUCUGUUCCUGCACAGGUACUAUUUCGAGGUAGAGAUCUCGGGGGCGGGCACCUACGUCGGCCUGACCUGCAAAGGCAUCGACCGGAAAGGGGAGGAGCGCAAUGGCUGCAUUUCCGGAAACGACUUCUCCUGGAGCCUGCAGUGGAACGGGAAGGAGUUCACGGCCUGGCACAGUGACACCGAGACCCCGCUUAAAGCCAGCCCUUUCCGGAGGCUCGGGAUCUACGUCGACUUCCCGGGAGGGACCCUUUCCUUCUACGGCGUGGAGUACGAUGCCAUGACUCUGGUUCACAAGUUUGACUGCAAGUUUUCAGAGCCAGUCUAUGCUGCCUUCUGGCUUUCCAAGAAGGAAAACACCAUCCGGAUUGCGGAUCUGGGAGAGGAACCCGAGAAGCCAGCACCAUCCGCCGUGGAGGCUGCUGCCUAGACUCCAGGAUCCAUAUCCCAGACCUCUGCUAACCACAGUGACCAGGCAGCAGCUUGCAUUUUAAGGGAGACUUGGAGGCAGAAGCAUCUGCCAGCGGUAGCUGGCUUUGGAAAUCGUGUGUGUCUGUGAAAAGGGGAAGGUUCUCUGGCUGCUCUUUUUUUGCUUGGUGCAGUGCUGUCCUCUAUAUGUUUGUAGUAAUUGUUAGGUGCCAACGUCUCCCUUAUCAUCUUCUAAUGAUAGUGUCCUGUCAGCUCUCUGUCACACUGUGCCCAGAAAUAAUAACCAGGAAUUUUCAGAGUGGCUGAAAAGAUUGGAGAGUCAUCAGAAUAAAUUACUAACUUAAUUGUGUGUUUCCUACGUGCCAGAUGCUGUUCUGAGUGCUUGCUGCACGUUAACUCACCCAGUCCUCACAGCCGACCCACGGGGUAGAUGCCUCUGCCACCCCCACUUUGCAGAUGGAAAAACCACGUUCCAGGGUGGUCCAGGGUGGUUAGCUAACUUGCUCAAGGUCACUCUGGUCUCACAGUGAGUAAGUGGCAGAGCUGGGAUUCAAAGUUGGGCAGGCUCAUACUGAACUUUUUAUCUACCACACCAUCUUGCCUUCCUCAGGAGAUGAGGGACAUUGUAUGUAAGGGAAUAAACUACAUGGUGAACUACAUGGCGGAGAAAUAGGGCGCCUUAAAUCCGCCUCUUAGAGUAUGCAAAUCCCUGUGCACAUGCCGCGUCUGACUCGGCCAUCCCUCUGGGCAUUGGCCGAGAGCCCACUGCCUCGCACAGCUGUUCAUUCUGUUUUGGGACAGCAAGAUUAGAAGAAAUGUCUUCAACGCAGUGCAAGUUUUAGUCCCUGUGGCCUCUGAGAGGGGUCUGUCUCCUCUCCUCAAGUCACCUGGAUACGUGGACUUGUCUGAUUUCUUAUUCAAAGGACAGUUCUUCAAGUGUUUGAGGACAGCUCUCAGGCCCCUCAGGGAGGUAUUCUUGUUUUCAUGCUACAUUUCCCACUUUGCUUCACGGUCCUUUUCCCCCACUGGUUACUUCAUCCUGCUUUCCACAAAUAAGCUCCCUAAGAUUAACAGUGAACAUUCUUCAAGCCUUGAGGAAAAUGACAAACUGUCUUUAAAUAGGUCUCUGAGGCCAUAACCUGAAGGCCUGGUGCAAUUCACCAAAAGUGGAACUUCUGGGUCUUCUCCUAGAACCUGUUCAAAGGCAAGUCUCUUCUUCAGCUAGUCUGGUGGGCCCAUCUCAAGAGUAUGUGACUUUAGCAUUGCUUGACUUGUUUCCAAAGACUCUGUCCCAUGUUUGUAUCUAAGGAUAUAGACAGUCUGGGAUUUAAAAGGCUUUUUUUUUUUUUUUUACUUUAAUUUCAUCACAUCAUUGCUGCGUGCUGAGAUAGUUUAGGUUCAUGAUUCUGCAACCAGUAUGUUAGAUGUCCUUCCUAGCCUAGUGUCACCUGCAGGACUGGCAACUGUUCUUCAGUCUUAACCUUGUUGAUAAAAAUAUUGAUGAAGGUAGGACCAAAUCCAGAACUUUACAGCACUCAGUCAACAGCUCCUGGGUUUAGUUAUACUCACGCUGGGCAUGGGUAGAACUGUAUGAUAAUGUAGCCCCCACCUUUUGCACCCGUAUCCACUGGACAUGAUGAAAGACUUUUUGAUGGCAGAAAUCAAAAUACACUGUAUCUGAGUUUCUUUGAUCUUACUUGUCUAACAAUGUUUUCGAAAGAGAAAAUGAAGUCAGCUUGGCCUGGCUGUUUUUUUUUUUUGUUUUUUUUUUUUCAGAGACAGGGUCUGGCUC